Myotis myotis is the source of this 15026-nucleotide messenger RNA. It is a transcript of the gene BSN, whose product is annotated as bassoon presynaptic cytomatrix protein. Gene Ontology annotation, cellular component: axon; GABA-ergic synapse; cytoskeleton of presynaptic active zone. Lineage: Eukaryota; Metazoa; Chordata; Mammalia; Chiroptera; Vespertilionidae. The record is from RefSeq and is a predicted model, not a curated record. Gene Ontology annotation, biological process: presynaptic active zone assembly; protein localization to synapse. The coding region runs from base 95 to 11650 and encodes 3851 amino acids. The transcript is spliced from 12 exons. Gene Ontology annotation, molecular function: structural constituent of presynaptic active zone; metal ion binding.
GCGGCGGCGGCGGCGGCGCCGAGAGCGUGAGCAGCCGCCCGGGAGCCGCCGGCCCGGGCUCAGAGCGACCCCGACCCGCCCGCCCGCCGCUGCCAUGGGCAACGAGGCCAGCCUGGAGGGCGGCGCCGGCGAAGGGCCAGUGCCUCCCGGCGGCCCCGGUCCCGGCCCCGGCCCGGGCCCCGGCGCAGGGAAGCCGCCUUCAGCACCGGCCGGCGGCGGACAGCUCCCCGCGGCGGGCGCUGCGCGGGCGGCCGCGGGACCACCGGGCCCCGGCCCAGGCCCGGGCAGCGUCUCCAGGAGACUGGACUCCAAGGAGCCCCUGGGCAGCCAGCGAGCAGCUUCGCCGACCCCAAAGCAGGCUCCUGGGGCUGCUCCCGGCCAUGAGAGCCCCUGGGAGACAGGGGCCCAGGGCCAGGAGGCUGGGGGCCCCCGCAGGACGCUGCAGGUGGACAGCAGGACGCAGAGAUCAGGGCGGUCCCCCUCUGUGUCACCAGACAGAGGCAGCACCCCCACGUCACCUUACUCGGUCCCCCAGAUCGCCCCCCUUCCCAGCAGCACACUGUGUCCCAUAUGUAAGACCUCGGACCUCACGUCGACCCCCAGCCAGCCAAACUUCAACACCUGCACCCAAUGUCACAGCAAGGUCUGCAACCAGUGCGGGUUCAACCCCAACCCCCACCUGACCCAGGUGCAGGAGUGGCUCUGUCUGAACUGCCAGAUGCAGAGGGCGCUGGGGAUGGACAUGACCUCGGCGCCGCGCUCCAAGAGCCAGCAGCAGCUGCACUCCCCCGCGCUGUCCCCUGCCCACGCCCCCGCCAAACCGCCCCUGGGGAAGCCGGAGCAAGAGAGGCCCCGGGGCCCCGGGGGACCACAGCCUGGGCCCCGCCCGGCUGAGACGGCCAAGGCCACCACAGUGCCGGGACCUGCCCAGGCAGCUGCCCCUCCCGAGGGGGGGAAGGUGUCUCCUCAGCCCCCUCACCCCGUCAAGCCUUCCACAGCCGAGCCCCGGCCCCCUGCGGGAGAGGCCCCGGGCAGAAGUGCCACCGCGGUGCCCUCCGGGCCUGGCGCUGCUGAGCAGGCCCAGGAGGGCCUCACCGGGAAGCUCUUCGGUCUCGGCGCGUCGCUGCUGACCCAGGCGAGCACCCUCAUGUCCGUGCAGCCGGAGGCCGACGCCCAGGGCCAGCCUGCCCCCAGCAAGGGGCCACCCAAGAUCGUCUUCAGUGAUGCCAGCAAGGAUGCUGGCCCGAGACCCCCAGGCUCAGGGCCCGGGCCUGGGCCUGCAGCUGGAGCCAAAGCUGAGCCUGCAGCCAGGGCAGGUGCCGUAUCAGGGCCCGGAGCCCCGGCGAGAACUGGGGGGACACCCAGCCCAAAGCAUGGCCGAGCAGAACAGCAGGCAGUGCCCAAGGCUGCUGCCAAGCCAAAGGCCAUGCCGAAGGACAGGCCCACCUGCCCACUGUGCCAAGCCGAGCUCAACGUGGGCAGCAAGGGCCCAGCCAACUACAACACCUGCACCGCCUGCAAGCUCCAGGUGUGCAACCUCUGUGGCUUCAACCCGACACCCCACCUGGUGGAGAAAUCCGAGUGGCUCUGUCUGAACUGCCAAACGAAGCGACUGCUGGAGGGCAGCCUGGGGGAGCCAGCCCCCCGCCCCCCGCCCGCCUCGCCGCAGCCCCCCACCGGGACCCCUCACCGUGCGGCCGGAACAGCCCCUCCGAAGCAGAAAGGGCCCCAGGGGCCGGGCCAGCCCUCAGGCCCCCUGCCCGCCAAGGCCAGCCCCCAAGCAAAGCCCCUCAGGGCUUCUGAGCCCAGCAGGACCCCGAGCAGUGCCCAGGAAAAGAAGACGGGGCCCCUGGCUAAAGCGGAGCCUGUGCCGAAACCACCUCCAGAGACUGCCCUGCCCCCUGGGACUCCUAAGGCAAAGGCCGGGGCGCGGAGGACCGAGCCCGCCACCCCCGCCGUCAAGGCUGCUCCAGAAGCCCCCAAGGGUGGGGAGGCCGAGGAGCUGGUGGGCAAGCCUUACUCCCAGGACCUGUCCCGGAGCCCACAGAGCCUCAGUGACACGGGCUAUUCUUCUGACGGCGUCUCCAGCUCCCAAAGCGAGAUCACCGGUGUGGUGCAGCAGGAGGGGGAGCAGCUGGACAGCGCAGGGGUGACCGGGCCCCGCCCGCCCAGCCCCUCCCAGCUCCACAAGACGGGCAGCGUGCGGCCUUCCCUGCAGGCCCAGGGCCCAGCCUCCAGUGGCGAGCGGAGCAAGGCGCCCCGCAGCAGCACUGAGGAGCAAAAGCGGCGGCCCCACUCCCUGUCCAUCAUGCCUGAGGCCUUCGACUCCGAUGAGGAGCUGGAGGACAUCCUGGAGGAGGAGGAAGACUCCCUGGAGUGGGGGCGCGAGAGGGAGCAGCGGGACACGGCGGAGUCCUCGGACGACUUUGGCUGCCAGCUGCGGCACGACUACGUGGAGGACAGCAGCGAGGGCGGCCUGUCCCCGCUCCCUGCCCAGCCCCCCGCCCGGGCAGCAGCGAUGACCGACGAGGAGUUCAUGCGGCGGCAGAUCCUGGAGAUGAGCGCCGAGGAGGACAACCUGGAGGAGGAGGACGCGGCCACCCCCAGGCAUGGCCUGGCCAAACACAGCACCCCGAAGGGCGGGCCCAGGCCCAGGCCCGAGCCCAGCCAGGAGGCAGCGGCACUGCCCAAGCGGCGCCUGCCCCACAACGCCACCACGGGCUACGAGGAGCUGCUCUCCGAGGGAGGCCCCGCAGAGGCCGUCGACGGCACCGGGGCCCUGCAGGGUGGGCUCCGCCGCUUCAAGACCAUCGAGCUCAACAGCACAGGCAGCUACGGCCAUGAGCUGGACCUGGCCCCAGGCGCUGACCCCGGCCUGGACCGCGAGCCGGAGCUGGAGAUGGAGAGCCUGACGGGCUCGCCUGAGGACCGCUCCCGUGGGGAGCACUCCUCCACGCUGCCCGCCUCCACGCCCAGCUACACCUCGGGCACCUCGCCCACCUCCCUGUCUUCCCUGGAGGAGGACAGCGACAGCAGCCCCAGCCGCAGGCAGCGCCUGGAGGAAGCGAAGCAGCAGCGCAAGGCCCGGCACCGCUCCCACGGGCCCCUGCUGCCCACCAUCGAGGACUCCUCGGAGGAGGAGGAGCUGCGGGAGGAGGAGGAGCUGCUGCGGGAGCAGGAGAAGAUGCGGGAGGUGGAGCAGCAACGCAUCCGCAGCACCGUCCGCAAGACGCGGCGCGACAAGGAGGAGCUUCGGGCCCAGCGCCGGCGUGAGCGCUCCAAGACGCCCCCCAGCAACCUGUCGCCCAUCGAGGACGCCUCCCCCACGGAGGAGCUGCGGCAGGCGGCCGAGAUGGAGGAGCUGCACCGCUCCUCCUGCUCCGAGUACUCGCCCUCGCCCUCCCUGGACUCGGAGGCCGAGGCCCUGGACGGCCCCGCCCGGCUCUACAAGUCAGGCAGCGAGUACAGCCUGCCCACCUUCAUGUCCCUCUACUCGCCCACAGAGCCGCCCGCGGGCAGCUCCGGCAUCCCCAGCGCCGGGCGGCCCCUCAAGAGCGCCGAGGAGGCCUAUGAGGACAUGAUGCGGAAGGCCGAGCUGCUGCAGCAGCGGCAGCAGGGCCAGGCGGCCGGGGGCCGAGGGCCCCAGGGUGGCCCCUCUCAGCCCGAAGGCCCCCGGGCCCAGGGCUCCUUUGAGUUCCAGGAAGCCCCAGACCGUGACUACAGCCGGGCUGCCCCGCUGCCUGCGGAGGGCGUGCCCGCCGGCCUGGGCGCAGCCGUGUACGAGGAGACCCUGCAGACGUCCCAGAGCCUGGCCCGCGGGCGGCAGGCCUCCUCCCGAGACCUGGCCUUCGCCGAGGACAAGAAGGAGAAGCAGUUUCUGAACGCCGAGAGUGCGUACGUGGACCCCAUGAAGCAGAACGGCGGCCCGCUCACCCCGGGCACCAGCCCCACCCAGCUCGCUGCCCCCGUGCCCUUCUCCACCUCCACCUCCACCUCCUCCGACAGCAGUGGCGGCCGGGUCAUUCCUGACGUCCGAGUUACCCAGCAUUUUGCAAAGGAGCCUCAGGACCCCCGCAAGCUGCACAGCUCUCCCGCCUCCCCCAGCUCUGCCUCCCAGGAGGCCAGCACAGCCUUUCCCCAGGGCCCGGGGGCCCCAGCCACCACGGCUCGAGGGUAUGUGACUCUGGCAUCGCCUGCAGGCUCCGAGCGCAGCCCCUCACCAUCUGCCACAGCCCACGGCUAUGGGCAGAGCCCGACUACCGCAAACUAUGGAUCCCAAACGGAGGAGAUGCCCCAGGCGCCCAGUGGUCCUGCUGCCGCCAGAGAGAAGCCCCUGCGUGUGAGUGACGGCAAGGGCGGCCCCGCCCCGCCCUCCCAGGGAUAUGCCUACUUCACGGGCUCCAGCCCACCGCUCUCCCCAUCUUCUCCUUCAGAGAGCCCCACCUUCUCCCCUGGCAAGCCGGGCCCCAGGGCCACAGCCGAGUUCUCUACACAGACGCCAAGCCUGGCCCCUGCCUCGGACAUGCCGCGGAGCCCUGGCGCCCCCACCCCAUCCCCCAUGGUGGCGCAGGGCACGCAAACGCCACACGGACCCGGCGCGCCCCGCCUGGCGUGGCAGCAGUCCUCUCGGGAGGCCCCCUUCAUGGUCAUCACACUGGCCUCAGCGGCCUCCAGCCAGACCAGGAUGGUUCAUGCCAGUGCCUCCACCUCCCCGGUGUGCUCCCCCACCGACACGCAGCCCACCCCCCACGGCUACAGCCAGACCACCCCUCUGAGUGCGUCUCCGCUGCCCUCAGAGCCUCCUGGGCCGCCUGGCUUCCCGCGGGCGGCCAGUGCCGGUGCGGAUGGGCCCCUGGCGCUGUACGGCUGGGGCGCCCUCCCUGCCGAGAACAUCUCCCUGUGCCGGAUCUCCUCCGUCCCGGGAACGUCCAGGGUGGAGCCCGGCCCCAGGCCCCCGGGCAGUGCCGUGGUGGACCUCCGCACGGCCGUCAAGCCCACGCCCAUCAUCCUCACUGACCAGGGCAUGGACCUGACCUCUCUGGCCGUGGAAGCGAGGAAGUACGGCCUGGCCCUGGACCCGGGCCCCGGGCGGCAGUCCACAGCGGUGCAGCCGCUGGUCAUCAACCUCAACGCCCAGGAGCAGACCCAGGCCUUCAUCGGCACGGCCACCACCGUGAGCAUCACCGUGGCCUCCUCUGUGCUCCUGGCUCAGCAGAAGCAGCCUGUGGUCUAUGGAGACCCCUUCCAGAGCCGCCUCGACUUCGGCCAGGGCACAGGUAGCCCCGUGUGCCUGGCCCAGGUCAGGCAGGUGGAGCAGGCCGUCCAGACAGCCCCGUACCGAGGUGGGCCCCGGGGAAGACCCAGGGAGGCCAAGGUUGCCAGGUAUAACCUGCCCAGCCAGGUGGCACCUCUGGCCAGAAGAGAUGUUUUGAUCACUCAGAUGGGCACUGCUCAGAGCGCUGGCCUCAAGGCAGGCCCUGUGCCAGAGCUGAGUGCCAGGAAGCCACACACGGUGCUGGUGCAAAUGGCAGAGGGCACGGCAGGCACUGUGACCACGCUGCUCCCGGAGGAGCCGGCGGCCGCCGUGGACCUCACGGGGAUGAGGCCCGAGAGCCAGCUGGCGUGCUGCGACGUGGUCUACAAGUUCCCCUUCGGCAGCAGCUGUACGGGCGCUUUCCACCCCGCCCCCAGCGCCCCCGAGAAGAGUGGGGCCGAGGCCGCCCCACGGGCCCAGAGCAGUGGCCCCUUCUACAGCCCGCGGGACCCGGAGCCCCCCGAGCCCUCCACCUACCGGGCCCAGGGGCUGGCGGGGCUUGGGCACCCUGAGGAGCAGAGGUCCUACCCACUGGGCCUCCCAGGCAGGCUGUACUCCUCCAUGUCUGACACCAAUUUGGCUGAGGCCAGCUUCAAUUACCACGCCCACAGGAUGGGGCAGCUCUUCCAGGGCCCGGGGCGAGACUCGGCCAUGGACCUCAGCUCGCUGAGGCAGUCCUACAGCCUGGGCUUUGCGGACGGGCGCUACCUGGGGCAGGGCCUGCAGUACGGCUCGUUCACGGACCUGCGCCACCCCACAGAGCCCUUGACUCACCCGCUGCCCAUGCGGCGCUACAGCUCCGUGUCCAACAUCUACUCAGACCACAGGUAUGGCCCCCGGGGAGAAGCCGCGGGCUUCCAGGAGGCCAGCCUGGCCCAGUACAGCGCCACCACAGCCCGCGAGAUCAGCCGCAUGUGCGCGGCCCUCGACUCCAUGGACCAGUAUGGAGGGCGGCGUGGCAGUGGCAGUGGCGGCCCUGACCUCAUGCAGUACCAGCCCCAGCCUGGGCCUGGGCUCAGCGCCCCACAGGGCCUGGGCCCACUCAGACCUGGCCCCUUUGGGAACCCCACCUUCCCGGAGGCCCACCCGAACCCUGGGGCCCUGCCCCAGUACAGGCCUGCGGCCCAGGGAGCGGCCGUCCGACAGCUGCUGCCAUCCACGGCCACCGUGCGUGCCGCCGACGGCAUGAUCUACUCGACCAUCAACACCCCGAUUGCGGCGACACUGCCCAUCACCACCCAGCCCGGCUCGGCGCUGCGGCCCAUGGUGCGUGGCGGCCUGUACCGGCCCUACGCAUCGGGCGGGGUCGCGGCUAUGCCGCUCAGCAGCCUCACACGCGUGCCGGCGAUUGCCCCCCGGGUGCCUCUGUACCGAUACCCUGCCCCAAGCAGGUUCCCCCCCGUGUCCGGCAUGCCGCCCGCCGAGGGUCCCGUCUACCUGGGGAAACCUGCUGCUGCGAAGGCGCCCGCGGCCGGGGGCCCAGCGAGGCCAGAGCCGCCAGGAGGGGCCGCCCGGCAAGAGCCUUUUUCCACAGCCACGCCUGCUGCCGCCAAGGAGGUGGUGGCUGCUCCGGCCCCGGCGCCCCUGGCCGGCCAGAAGCCAGCAGGAGAUGCUGCUCCCGCGAGCGGCAGUGGGGCCCCCGGCCGGCCAGGAGGAGAGGAAGCGUCGCAGGAGGAGAGGCAGCGGAAGCAGCAGGAGCAGAUGCUGCAGCUUGAACGGGAGCGCGUGGAGCUGGAGAAGCUGCGGCAGCUGCGGCUGCAGGAGGAGCUCGAGCGGGAGCGCGUGGAGCUGCAGAGGCAUCGAGAGGAGGAGCAGCUGCUGGUGCAGCGGGAGCUGCAGGAGCUGCACACCAUCAAGCACCACGUGCUGCAGCAGCAGCGGGAGGAGCGCCAGGCCCAGUUCGCCCUGCAGCGGGAGCAGCUGGCGCAGCAGCGCCUGCAGCUGGAGCAGAUCCAGCAGCUGCAGCAGCAGCUGCAGCAGCAGCUGGAGGAGCAAAAGCAGAGGCAGAAGGCCCCCUUCCCCGUGGUCUGUGACGGACCCGGCCGAGGGCCUCCCCCGGCGGCCAACGAGCUGGCUCAGAAUGGCCAGUACUGGCCGCCCCUGACCCACGCGGCUUUCAUCGCCGUGGCAGGACCCGAGGGGCCGGGGCAGCCCCGGGAGCCCGUGCUACACCGUGGCCUCCCCAGCUCUGCCUCAGACAUGUCGCUGCAGACGGAGGAGCCGUGGGAGGCCGGCCGCAGUGGCCUCCGGAAGCGCCACUCGAUGCCACGGCUGCGGGACACCUUCGAGGCGGAGCCGGGGCCCGAGCCCGGUCCGGUCAGGAGGAUUGCGGACAGCAGCGUGCAGACGGACGACGAGGACGGGGAGGGCCGCUACUUCCUGAGCCGGCGGCGCCGCACCCGGCGGAGCGCAGACUGCAGCGUGCAGACGGACGAGGAGGACAACGCCGAGUGGGAGCAGCCCGUGCGCCGCCGCCGGCCCCGCCUCUCCCGCCACUCGGACUCAGGUUCGGACAGCAAGCACGACGCUGUGGCCUCGUCUUCUACAGCCGCCCCCGCCAGGGCCACGAGCAGCGUGGGCAUCCAGACCAUCAGCGACUGCUCCGUGCAGACGGAGCCUGACCAGCUGCCCAGGGUCUCUCCCGCCAUCCACAUCACGGCGGCCACUGACCCCAAGGUGGAGAUCGUCAGGUACAUAUCGGCGCCGGAGAAGACUGGGCGCGGCGAGAGCCUGGCCUGCCAGACGGAGCCGGACGGGCAGGCCCAGGGCGGGGCCGGGCCGCAGCUCGUAGGGCCCGCCGCCAUCAGCCCCUACCUGCCCGGCAUCCACCUCGUCACCCCAGGGCCCCUGGGCAGAUUCGAGAAAAAGAAGCCGGAUCCCCUGGAGAUCGGCUACCAGGCCCACCUGCCCCCGGAGUCCCUUUCACAGCUGGUGAGCCGCCAGCCUCCCAAGUCCCCUCAGGUCCUCUACUCGCCAGUCUCGCCCCUGUCCCCACACCGGCUCCUGGACGCGCCCUUUGCUUCCAGCGAGAGGCUGAGCAAGGCUCACGUGAGUCCCCAGAAGCACUUCGCGGCCGACGGCACGCUCCGCCAGCAGACGCUGCCUCGCCCCGUGAAGACCCUGCAGCGGUCUCUGUCCGACCCUAAGCCCCUCAGCCCCACCGCCGAGGAGUCUGCCAAAGAGAGGUUCUCCCUCUACCAGCACCAGGGGGGGCUGGGGAGCCAGGUGUCGGCGCUGCCGCCCAACGGCCUGGUCCGCAAGGUGAAGCGGACACUGCCCAGCCCUCCCCCCGAGGAGGCCCACCUGCCCCUGGCUGGCCAGGCCCCCCCCCAGCUGUACGCGGCCAGCCUGCUGCAGCGGGGGCUGCCCGCCGCUGUCCCCGCCAAGGCCAGCCUGCUCCGGGAGCUGGACCGGGACCUGCGGCUGGUGGAGCAUGAGUCCACCAAGCUGCGCAAGAAGCAGGCAGAGCUGGACGAAGAGGAGAAAGAGAUCGACGCCAAGCUCAAGUACCUGGAGCUGGGCAUCACGCAGCGCAAGGAGUCUCUGGCCAAAGACCGGGGCGGCCGCGACUACGCGCCCUUGCGAGGUCUGGGGGAGCAUCGGGACUACCUGUCGGACAGCGAGCUCAACCAGCUGCGGCUCCAGGGCUGCGCCACGCCCGGACAGUACGCAGACUUCCCCAUCUCCGCCGCGGCUCCCGCCACCCCCUCCGGCCCCGCUGCCUUCCAGCAGCCCCGGCUCGCCGCUCCGGCCCCGCAGUACUCUGCAGGCAGCGCCGGGCCGACUCCCAACGGAUUCCCAGCCCACCAGGCACCUGCCUACCCUGGCCCCAGCACGUACCCAGCGCCUGCCUUUCCUCCUGGCACCAGUUACCCUGCUGAGCCUGGUUUGCAAAGCCAGCAGGCUUUCCGGCCCACAGGCCAUUAUGCAGCCCAAACACCCAUGCCAACCACACAGAGCACCCUUUACCCAGUCCCGGCCGACAGCCGUGCCCCCCAUCCAAAGCCACGCCAGACAUCACUAGCCGACUUGGAGCAGAAGGUGCCCACCAACUACGAAGUGAUCGCCGGCCCCGCCGUGGCCAUGUCGUCAGCCCCGUCCGAAACCGGUUACAGUGGCCCCGUGAUGAGCAGCAGCUACGAGCAGAGCAAGACCCCAGAGCUGCCCCGGGCCAGUGACCGCAGCAGCACGGGCCCAGCGCCCACCUACCCCUCUGACUCUCACUACGCCAGCCUGGAGCAGACCGUCCCUCGGAACUAUGUGACGAUCGAUGACAUCAGUGAGCUGACCAAGGACAGCACCUCCACGGCCCUGGACAGCCAGCGACUGGAGCUCCUGGGCCCGAGCGGCGGUGGGCGUCCAGGGAAGGAGCCAGGAGAGCCAGGGGCCCUUGAGGGGCCCACACUGCCCUGCUGCUAUGCCCGGGGGGAGGAAGAGUCCGAGGAAGACGCUUACGACCCCCGUGGAAAGAGCGGCCCCCACCGGGGCAUGGAGAGCGACGGCCGGGCCGCCAGCACCCACUACUACGGUGACAGCGACUACCGCCAAGGGGCUCGCGCAGACAAGUACGGUCCAGGCCCCACGGGGCCCAAGCACCCCUCCAAGAGCCUGGCCCCGGCCGCCAUCUCGAAGCGCAGCAAGCACCGGAAGCAGGGCAUGGAGCAGAAGGUCUCCAAGUUCUCGCCCAUCGAAGAAGCCCGGGAUGUGGAGUCAGACCUGGCCUCCUACCCUCCCGCCGCGGGCAGCAGCGGCCUGGCCCUCCGGGGCAGGAGGUUCCAGGACGAAAUCACCUACGGGCUCAAGAAGAACGUGUAUGAGCAGCAGAGGCACUACGGGGCGGCCAGCCGGGACGCCGUGGAGGAGGACGACCGCGUGUACGGCGGGAGCAGCCGGUCCCGGGGCCCCGCGGCGUACAGCGGGGAGAAGCUGUCCAGCCACGACUUCGGCAGCCGGGGCAAGGGCUACGAGCGGGAGCGCGAGGCUGUGGAGCGCCUUCAGAAGGCAGGCCCCAAGCCCUCCUCCCUGAGCAUGGCCCACGGCCGGGCCCGGCCCCCCAUGCGGAGCCAGGCCUCGGAGGAGGAGAGCCCCGUCAGCCCCCUGGGACGGCCCCGCCCCGCGGGGGAUGCCCUCCCUCCUGGAGACACCUGCCCGCAGUUCUGCUCCAGCCACUCCAUGCCCGACGUCCAGGAGCACGUCAGGAACGGCCCGCGGGCCCACACGUACAAGCGCGAGGAGGGCUACCUCCUGGACGAUGCCCACUGUGUGGUGUCCGACAGCGAAGCGUAUCACCUGGGCCAGGAGGAGACGGACUGGUUCGAUAAGCCCCGGGACGCCCGCUCGGACCGCUUCAGGCACCACGGGGGCCACGCAGCCGCCUCCUCCCAGAAGCGCGGCCCCGCCAGGCACAGCUACCACGACUACGACGAGCCCCCCGAGGAGGGCCUGUGGCCGCACGAGGAGGGGGGGCCAGGCCGCCACGCCGGAGCGAAGGAGCACCGGCACCACGGAGACCACGGGCGGCACCCAGGCCGCCACGCCGGCGAGGAGCCAGGCCGGCGCGCUGCCAAACCACACGCUCGGGACCCGGGCCGCCACGAGGCCCGGCCUGCCCCUCAGCCCGGCCCGGCCACGACCACGCAGAGGAAGGGCCAGCCCGGGUACCCCAGCUCCGCCGAGUACGCGCAGCCGCCCCGUGCGCCCUCAGCCUACCACCACGCCUCCGACAGCAAGAAGGGCUCCCGGCAGGCCCCGCAGCCCAAGCCAGAACCCCAGCCACAGCCGCAGGCUCGCCAGGCGCCUCCAGGGCCUCAGCCGGCCCAGCAGCCUCCGGCCAGGCAGACGCCUGCAGCAGCAGCAGCAGCAGCACGUGCGCCUCAGCCCCAGCCCCAGCCCCAGCCCCAGCCGCAGGGCCCCGGGCCACAGCCCCCCCAGCAGACGCCACAGGCGCGGCCACAGCAGCAGGGCCAGCCAGCCGCCCGGGGUCCCGCCCCUGCCGCCAGCCAGCCAGCCGGGAAGCCUCAGCCGGGCCCCGCGGCCGCCGCAGGCUCCCAGCCAGCAGGAGCGCCGCGGACAGAGCAGACCACUGGCUCUAAAGGGGCAGCCAAAGCGGCCCAGCAGGGGAGGCCCCCGCAGGCUCAGCCACCGCCAGGACCUGGACCUGCAGGUAUGAAAGCUGGAGCCAGGCCCGGAGGCACCCCAGGGGCUCCCGCUGGCCAGCCAGGGGCCGAAGGGGACAGCGUGUUCUCCAAGAUCCUCCCCGGGGGGGCCGCGGAGCAGGCGGGCAAACUGACAGAAGCGGUCUCUGCUUUUGGCAAAAAAUUCUCCUCGUUCUGGUGACCCUGCCCGGAGGGGCUCUCAGGCUCUCGAUGAGAUGGAGGGAGGUGGCGUCGUUGUUGUGGAAAACGUCUGGAGUCCGAGGCCUGGGCGCAGCUCUGGACUCUGCGUAUAACACAUCUACAAUCUGGCGCACCCUUGGCUCCCAGACUCGCCGGAGGGACGGACAUGGUGGGCGGCCUCCGCUGGACAAGUGGGACCACCUGCCGGACCCCUGCUUGACUUUCCGGAGCCCCUGCUCUCCUGGGGCGCCGCUUUCAGGCCGGGGAGGGAAGAGCCUCUUUGCAGACCCUGCGGCCUGGCCAGCCGGCUUCCCAUGCGUUAUACACAGAGUUGGCUCACGCUGCCUUUCCCACAGACGCUGCCUCCCUCCACGCGGCCAGUUCUUCCACAGCCUGGGACUGAGAGCUGGGCCCCGGCCGUUUCCUCCACAUUCCAGCUGGCCCACCUCCCUCUGCAGCCGCAGGGCCCUGCCCCACAGCCUGCCCUCCGGUGACAUCGGAGCAGACUUCCGUGUGCUGUCGUGGGUCGGGAGGACUUGACAAACACUAGGACCUAACACUGUCUCCUUGCUGGAACCAGAGGCCAUAGCACCGAAAUGCAGCGUGGGCCCUGGCUGAGGCUCCCGCAGCCCACGGUGGCAGUGCCCGCGCGGGCCGCCAUCUCAAAGCCAUUCCCCAGCCAUCGCUCCCGGGCACCGCCAUCGUCUCGACAGCUGGCUCCCCCCUCACACCUGGGGGUUUCCUUUGAUUUCGAGAGCAGCCUUAACAUUUCAGUUGGUUUACGUGUAUACCUCAUGAACAUUUUCUUUGGUUUCUCCUUCUCCCUCCGCCUCUCCUUUGCUCACCCCUGGACUCCCCUCCCUCCACCCCUCCGUGACUGACGGUUUGGUCCCUCGCUGCUCAGUCCCUGCUCAGCACAGGGAGGAGGCUGACUCCGAAGCAAUAGUGGGCAGCAGGCCGCCCAGAGCACACCCUGGGGCGAGGCCUCGGGAGCCCGCCGCCUGUUUACUGUGCAAUCCAGUCCUUCUUAAGCCAUCACCAGGGCGGCUCUCAGCAGAGGCCAGGCUUCUGGCCGGGGCGGACCCAGCGCCCUGGACUGGGGAGUGUGGCUCCCUCCACCCACCUGGUGGACUGGGCGGCCGCCCUCCCAGGCCCUGCCCUCGGAGACUUUCUGUCUCUUGGGCACAGCCACAGUCUCAUCUCUAACGUUCUAUGCAAUGAAAUAGAAACCCUCAAAGACAACUGUUAAUAUUUAAUAAAUUCCAUGUUAUGUAUAAGGAGUUCAUUGCAAACAUGCAAUUGAGAAACUGGAUAGAUAUGCUCAUAUCAGACCCCUCCUGCCGCCUGCUCCCCCAUGGCUCUGUCUGUGGCAUGUUUGACCCGUGGCCGGCGCUGACACCGGCGAGUCGCUGCCCCGUGGAGCAUGCGCUCGCAGCCUCUUUGCACGCUCUCACCCACUUUCAAUGCCCGACCCUCUUGCUUGGAGUCCUUGUUGCCUCAGAACCUCCCCUUCAGGAGCGUCCGCUGCCUGUGCACGAGCGAGCAGGGGCCUGCCGGGGUGUGCCGGAGCUCGCCAAGAUGGCAGGCGAGAGGUCUCAGUGGACACGGUGAGGCCUGCUCAGGGAGUGUGCGCGGGAGCAUUCAGAAGGCUCCCCUCACCCAGCCUUGAGCCAGAGGCAUCCGGCCACCCCUACCCUCGGGGGCAGAGCUGGGCUAUGUCUAUGGCCUGACAGGCCCAGGGCAGGGCCUGGCUGUGUCCUAGGGCCCCAGGCCCUGGCUGUCUGCUCCAGGCCCCUUCCCUGUGGCUGGAGGCGCAGAGGUCUGUGAGCCAGGAGGUGGCUCCAGGGGUCAAAGGGUGCUCAGGAGAGCUGGACAUCAGGCCCUCGUGGCGAGGGCAGCUGAAAAGGUCAUCUCGGACCGAGCAGGUGCCCCCAUAGGCAGCGGCUGCAAGCCCAGUGUCUUGGGAGGCUUCAUAGCAAACCUUGAGGCCUUCUGCCUCUGUCCCCAGGACCUGCACUCCUGCCACCCUCAUCGCUGCGUCCCUGCCACUGAGCCAGGAGCCGGCAGGGUGGCUGCCGCCCCGGCCCGGCCCCUCCGCGCUCUGGUUUGCACCAUGCAUUUCUCAGGGUCCACAUUUCCAUGCUUCCCAUAAGGUCUACAUGGCCCUACAGAGGGAUCCUGGCCGCUUCGGGGGGGGAUAGGAGGUGUCAACCUCUGUGUUGGGCCUGAGACCCUGGUCCUCCAGGAUUUGGGCCUCACGCAUCCCAUGGCACUUGCCUCCUCUGAGACCAGGCCUGGGCUCCGGGCGGCGACCUGAGCAAGGGCUGAGGGGGGCCACCUCCAUCACCUCUGACUGCCCAGGGCCAGCUGGGUACUUGGGGCCCGCAGCAGCUCUCCUGCCACUGAAGCCGGGGGUGGGCAGGAGCAGGCAGGUGGCUGCAGGUGGCUCCAUCAGACCCGGCCUCAGGCUCUGACAUGCUAACUUUUCAGCAAAUUUCCUUCUGGCCGAGCCCUCCGAGUUUGAAAGGUCUGACAUCUGUCCCUUCCAUCCCCAGCGGACGCACAGGUCAUACCUGUGCCUUCACUGGAGCAGGCCUCGGCACAGGCGUCCUGGCCCUGUGGAUGCUAAGGGACCAGCACUCGGGGCCGUGGGCAGUGGGGAGCCCCGGGCAUAUCUCCAACAGGAAAGGGUCCCUAGGACGCCGUCCAGGCCUCUGCAUACCGGCCGCCCAGCGUCAGAAGCAAGGGAUUCAUUUCACAGCGACACCCCCUCCCCGCCAUCUGCUCCGUCCGGGGAGAGCGAGGUCUCAGCUGUGCUGAGGGCAGCAUGGCAGCCUGGCCCCGCCCGCCCUGUAUCCCCUCCCCCACUUUGUAAAUAGGUGUCAUCGUGGACUCGACAGGGUCAGAGUGACAGGCCUGGUCAACUGAAACUCCUCAGAGAUGUCACCCGUCUCCCUGGGCACCCAGCCUGCCCCCUGAGAGCCGUGGAAGUGGUGACACCGUGCGUGCAUGUGACCCGGUGUGAGUGGGUGUGUGUGUCUGCCUCCAGCUUCUGACCCCGUCAGCCCCCUGCAGGUGCGGUGCCCUGGCUGUGGCCGCCCAGCCUCGCCCCUGCUGGCUGCCUCUCUCCUCCCCCACUCCUUCCCUUCAGUCCCUCCCCCCCUUUCUUUCUCUCCUUCUUUAUCUGAGGGGGGGGGGAGUGCUGUACAGUCACACAAACAAGUUUACAGUUGUAAGUGCAAUGACCGAGCCCUCCACAUGACCUUGUGAAGUGUGUGCGUCCUCCGUGCCCGUGAGAACUCGUGCUACUUCCGUGUCCCUCCCCUGUGCUGUGACGAGGUAACUGUGGCAUCAGAAUAAAGGACUUGAUAUCCACA